Messenger RNA from Clupea harengus (Atlantic herring), 5659 nucleotides. It is a transcript of the gene epb41b, whose product is annotated as erythrocyte membrane protein band 4.1b. Gene Ontology annotation, cellular component: cytoskeleton; plasma membrane. Gene Ontology annotation, biological process: actomyosin structure organization; cortical actin cytoskeleton organization. NCBI's taxonomy places the organism in Eukaryota, Metazoa, Chordata, Actinopteri, Clupeiformes, Clupeidae. The record is from RefSeq and is a predicted model, not a curated record. Gene Ontology annotation, molecular function: cytoskeletal protein binding.
UCAGAUCCAACUGUACUUCAGGCACACACAUCUACACUCUCAUACUCCAUGGGAUUAAGGAGAAGAUGCAGGGUAGCGGUGGUCCCAUGUCCUUUCUCACACAGGUGCAGAUUAUUAUGAUUGGGUGUGUAUGACCUACCUUCCCUCUCUAAGAUGCUUUGCAGAGUGAUCCUCCUGGACCGCAGUGUGAGGGAGUGGAACCUUCCGAGUAAUGCUACUGGCAAGGAGCUUUUUGAUCAAGUAUGUGAGCACCUCAACUUACUUGAGAGAGAUUAUUUUGGCCUGGCCAUCUUUGACUCUCUGGGUGCAAAGACAUGGCUAGAUGUUUCCAAACAAAUCAACAAGCAGUUGAAAGGGAUACAGCCCCAGUUUGUUUUCAGUGUGAAGUUCUACCCUCCAAAUCCAGCUCAGCUAUGUGAAGACCUAACCAGAUACUUGAUGUGUCUGCAGCUUCGGCGGGAUCUUUUAACCAGUCGGUUGCCAUGCCAAUCAGCGACUCUGAUUGCACUGGGCUCAUAUGUCCUCCAAUCAGAGUUUGGCCAGUAUGACCCAGACCUUCAUGGGAACACAUACACCAACAGCCUGUACCUGGCACCCAAUCAGAAUGAAGUGUUGCUGAAGAGAAUGAAGGAGCUACAUCACACCUAUGGCUCUAUGUCAUCUGCUCAAGCUGAUCUCUUAUUCCUGCAGAAAGUCUGUGAACUCCCUAUGUAUGGAAUAGAUCGUCAUCCUGCCAAGAAUUCAGAUGGUGAGGAUGUUGUCUUAGGUGUGUCCUCUGAGGGCAUACUGUUGUACAGAGAUGACAUUGUUGAGAGCAAAUUCCUGUGGCCCAGAGUUCUGAAGGUGUCAUACAAGCACUCCAAGUUCCUUUUCAGAACACACCCAUCAGAGGGAUCUGUAUGGACUUUAUGUUUUACCUUGCCCAGUAAUCGUGCAUGCAAAUCCCUCUGGAAAGUGGCUUUAGAGCAUCAUAGCUUCUUCAGGCUCCCAUCUGUUGAAGUUUCUCAGCGACGAUUACUGACUUUGCGUACUCAGUUCCAUUACCAUGGACGCACAGAAGCUGAAUCACUUCAGGCCAGCUCUGAAAUCACCCGACCCAAUCCAGCCUUUCAAAGAAAACCUAGAGCAAAAUCCACUUCACUGGAUGCUCUCACGCGCACAAACCAACCUGAGCUUGAUGACUGGUUCCUAGAGCUGGAUUCUAUUCCCGCGAAACCCCUCUGUAUCACAGCUGUAGAUGAGGGGCCAGUGCUGGUGAAUGAAUGGAAGCGGGAGUCUGAGGACUGGCUCUUAUUCUUAGACCAAACCAAUCAAACCCUGAUGCAUCUGGAUUCAGACCUAUCUAAUACCAAUACACCCCAAGAGGACCUGGAACAGGAUCUUGAAGACUCCUCUGUUGGUGAUGCAGAAGGAGAGCCAGCUGAGGAGGAGAUCACGGGAGAGCCACAGGAGGAGGAGCUCAUGGAAGAGCCAGCUGAGGAGUUUAUGGAGGAGGAAACAGAGAGACAUGAGGAAGGAGAACUAUUGGAAAUAAGACAAGUGAAGGAAGUGAAGACUGUGAGAAAAAUAUCAGAGAGAGCUGAAUCCUCUGAAGGAGAGGGUGAAAUUCUAAAAUACAGACUGAGGGGGAGAGGAAUUUUGGAUGUGCAGAGUGAUGAUUGGUAUUUCUUGUUUGAUCGGCAAUCAUCUAAGUUUGAUCCAAAACGUGCAGUAAAACAGGUGCGUAUACUGGAGCAACAGCAAGAACUAGUUGCUGGCAUUAUGGGAGAAAAACUAGCGGGAUUGGUCAUGUCCAGUGAAACAGAGCAAGAAUGGGAAGUUGUGGAGGAGUCUCAGCAAAAAGCAAUGGAAGAAGGGGAGCAGGAGGGAGAGACUGUGGAAAUACGACGGCAAAAGCUGAAGAUUGUAAGAAAACGAACGGUGGAGGUAGAGGUUGAGGAGGAAAUGCUCUCUCUCAAAGAAGAUUUUGGGGAUGAGAUGCAAAAGGAAAUUGAAGUUAUUCAAGACCUACAGGAACUGGUGGUAGUAGAGGAGAUGCAGGUAGAACUGGAGAUUCUGAAAGAAAGGCUACGAGAAGUCGACUUCUUGGAGUACAAAGUACAGAAGAUGGAGCAGCAAAGGAAUGAGGAAACACCAGAAGACAACUGGCUCAUCUUACUGGACCAACUGCCAUACAUAAUCUAUCCUGCACCAUUAGCAGGACACACCAGCGAAGCAGUGGAAGAACAGGAGAUCGUAGAGAUGCCCGUAGAUCAGAGAACAGAAGAGGCCAUUUUGAUUGUAAAGGAGGGAUCAGAGGAACAGGUGGUGAUAGAAGAGGGGAUGGAGGAGAGUGUGAUCAUCAUAGAGAGAGGAGUCAUCACUGAGCCAAUCACAUUACAGAACAAUCUUUACUCAGGGCGGGACAUUGAUGACGAUUGGUUCCUGCUUUUGGAACCAGUCCCUCUGGAAGAUAGGAGAACAGUGGGAGACUCUCAGCCCUACACGACUGGACCCACCUAUGAGCCUGAAGAAGAGGCAAUACUGGAAAGGGAGGAAAGUGAUCAAGCUGUUAUAAUGGAGCAGACAGCCAAGGUUCCAGAUGAGCCUGGAAGCAUUUCCGAAACAACUGCUGAACAAAUCAUAUUACAGAGGACAAACCCGGGGCUUCAGUAUAUCGAAGAUGAUUGGUUCCUGUUUUUUGACCAAGUUCCUGUGCAAAGCAAGACUCCUCCCUCAGUUGUAUGGGAAGAUCUGCAACGCCCUGCUGACAUCAACACCAUCUCAGUGGAAAUAAAGGCUGAGGAACAGGGAGACGAGGAAAUGACAGAGGAGAUGACAGAAAGACAGGAGCAAAUAAAGAUGGAAGCCCAGCCAACCAUUCAGGAGCAGAGACCCAAGUUUACUCCCAUUGAGGUGGAGGAUGACUGGUACAUUGUACUGGAAGUCCCUCCCAAAGAAACAGUCGAAGUGAAAGUGGAAGUGAUGAAAGGAGUGAGCUGGGAGGAGAGAAUCACUGAACAGGUGACCAGAACAGAAGAAAAAAGGUCCAUUAUUGAAAGGCACAUUGAAGUGAGAGUCGUUGAGUCCUACACCGAGGACGCCAAAGGAGAAGUGGAGGUGGAGAAAGUGACUAUUAUGGAAGAGAGAAACAUUGAUGCUGAAAACCCCGGAGAAUACAUCACAUUACAGAUGAAUCGUCCAGUGGCAGUUCGAGACAUUGAGGAUGACUGGUUCAUGCUUUUAGAACCAACCCCAGUGGAUUUCAAGCCUUCCCCUUCAGUUGCAUGGGAGAGAGAACAGGCUUCUCAAGAGACUCUGGUGAGAGUGGACACAGAGACCACCCUUAAGAGAGUGAGGAUUGCAGAGGAGGAAGUAAUGAUCAUAGAGGAGAGAGAACAACAUGCACAGAAACCCACUGUGGUCAUGCAGAGCCCUCCAGUGGUUCCACGAGACAUUGAAGACGAUUGGUUCUUGUUGUUGGAAUCAGUUCCUGUGGAAGUGCAGUCUCCACCUUCAGUUUGGGUCUCCCCACCAUAUAGAGCGGAGGCUCUGGUGAGAGUGGACACAGAGACCACCAUUAAGAGAGUGAGGAUUGCAGAGGAGGAAGUAAUGAUCAUAGAGGAGAGAGAACAACAUGCACAGAAACCCACUGUGGUCAUGCAGAGCCCUCCAGUGGUUCCACGAGACAUUGAAGACGAUUGGUUCUUGUUGUUGGAAUCAGUUCCUGUGGAAGUGCAGUCUCCACCUUCAGUUUGGGUCUCCCCACCGUAUAGAGCGGAGGCUCUGGUGAGAGUGGACACAGAGACCACCAUUAAGAGAGUGAGGAUUGCAGAGGAGGAAGUAAUGAUCAUAGAGGAGAGAGAACAACAUGCACAGAAACCCACCGUGGUCAUGCAGAGCCCUCCAGUGGUUCCACGAGACAUUGAAGAUGAUUGGUUCUUGUUGUUGGAAUCAGUUCCUGUGGAAGUGCAGUCUCCACCUUCAGUCGUACGGGAGAAAGUGUCAGAUGUCUCUAGAGUGACAGUGGAGGUAAGGGCUGAGCGGGAUGAAGAAAGGAGGAGAAUGGAGAAGAUGACUGAAAGACAGGAGCAAAUAAAGAUGGAAGCCCAGCCAACCAUUCAGGAGCAGAGACCCAAGUUUACUCCCAUUGAGGUGGAGGAUGACUGGUACAUUGUACUGGAAGUCCCUCCCAAAGAAACAGUCGAAGUGAAAGUGGAAGUGAUGAAAGGAGUGAGCUGGGAAGAGAGAAUCACUGAACAGGUGACCAGAACAGAAGAAAAAAGGUCCAUUAUUGAAAAGCACAUUGAGCAACUCCAACCCCAGAAGAAACAUCCAGCGGUUGUUUGUGACAUUGAUGAUGAUUGGUUCAUGCUUUUGGACCCAGUUCUUUUGCAAGAACGUUCUGUCCCCUCAGUAGAGACCAGGACACCUGUGGAUGUCUCUAAGACAAAAGACCAGAGAGUGGCGGAGAAAGCAAGGCCAGGGAAGGAGAUAAUUCUGGAGAAAGAAAGACUGAGAGAGCAGGAGAUGCAGAGGAUAUCACAACAGAGCGUAUUUGUGGGUGUUCGGGAAAUUGAAGAUGACUGGUUCAAACAUUGGGAUAAAACUAUUUUGUUGUAUCAAGAAGCAGAAACAAGAUCUGCGGUGAUCUCAAAGCCUGAAGAACAGAGAGCUGUGGAGAGGAAGGGGAUUGAGAAAGGAAGAAUUAUGGAGAAAGAAAGGAUGAAAGAGGAAGACAUGCGGAAGAGAGUUACAAUCGCAGAAGCAAAUAGAGUGAGAUUAUUACAAGAGAGUGCACCACCAGCUGGUCGCGAAGUUGUUGAUGACUGGUUCAUACUUCUGGAUAAAGUUUCAGUGGAGGUUCAAGCUCCUCCUAGAGUUGCUCUCAUCAUCCCUCCAACACCUGCAAAGAGGCCUCUUCCUGUAGGCCAACCCCUGACCUCUACACCCACCAUACACCCUGCCCCCAUCAUCAAAUACAUUGAGAAAGAGGAGAAGAGAGAGACUCAAGUCACAGUGGAAGAAAAAGAAGACGAGGAGCUGACCAUCAUUAGGAGGAAGACAAGGGCGAUCGAAGGAGAGACCAUCUACAUCAGACACAGUAUUCUGAUGUUAGAGGACUUUGAUGUGACUCAGGAGGUGGUGUUGCGUCACCAUGCCAGCAUCAGUGAAAUGAAGCGACUUUUCAUGGAGGCAGAGCCUGAGCCUCAUCUCAGUGAAUGGGACAAGCAUUUGUCAAUCUGUCACCUGGACACCCACACGCACCUCAUUAGCAUGGAGGAGUGGGAGAGAGAGGAAAGAGAGUCUAUCAUGUAAGGAAAUCGGGAAUCUGACAUCUGGAAUCCUUAACCAAUCAAUCAGAUGUUGUACAAGGGAUCUUUCAUCAGUCAGAGACCGGAGACAAGCCUAGGAACCCUACAUCAGUAAUACUAGGAAUUACUAAUCCUAGUAGUAAUACUAGGAAAUCAUUUUCUUAGUUUUUUUGUAUUGUUUGUCUGAUGACUUCCAUUAACAAUUUGACAUUUGUCCACCGAGUAAUUCUAGAUAUGUGAAGUAUGGAAUAUGAAUGUUAAGUCAGUAGAAUUAGUUGAACUCAAUAAUUGAUUGGAAUGUGUGGGUUGAUUUUUUGUUGUUGUCAAUUGAGAUUUUCAAAUAAAUGAGGGGUGUUUCUCAUGGA